Messenger RNA from Carya illinoinensis, 2347 nucleotides. Its product is annotated as ankyrin repeat-containing protein At5g02620. Gene Ontology annotation, molecular function: protein phosphatase regulator activity; protein phosphatase 1 binding. The record is from RefSeq and is a predicted model, not a curated record. The transcript has 4 exons. The coding region runs from base 565 to 2205 and encodes 546 amino acids. Lineage: Eukaryota; Viridiplantae; Streptophyta; Magnoliopsida; Fagales; Juglandaceae. Gene Ontology annotation, cellular component: plasma membrane.
CCUUUACAAAAGGCUCUCCUUUUGAUGGGUUAUUUUAGGUUCGUGCAUCAACUCUGGCAUUUAUGUGUGACAUAGAUUUGCAUUAACUGGUUGUGGACAUGUGCGUAUCAUGUUUCUUAAGUCCACACUUGUAUUAUUGAUCCUAUUCUUUUAUUGUUCUUCAUUUCGUUCUUACUCUGAAGUGAAAGGGCCACUAGAAGCUCUCAAAUAUCCAUUAAUGAAUAUGUUUUUUAUGAUCCCAUGACGGAUGCCUAGAAACUUGUCUCUGAUUAUAUGGGAUCUUUUGUGUUCGAUGGAGGAGAACGAAGGGAGCCCCAUUUUUCAAACCCAGGUGAGAAAGGCUAAACCCAAAUCUUUCUUGUGAACAGGCCACUGAUUCGGGAUGCAGGGGGUGUCAGAACCGGACAUGAGACAUUGGAAUCGAACUUCAAGGUCUUGCUGUUGUUGAAUUCCAGAAUGAUUCAAAUGGUUUUUUCUUUGGGUUGCUUUUGUUGGGAAGGCGAAUAUGCAAUGAGAUAUUAAUAAUUAAAACUAGCCCAGGAGAGGGAGCUUUAUCAGAAUCCGAUGGAGGCACCAACUGAGCAGCCAGAAUCAGGGCAGCCGGACGUGCCUCGCAAAAAGAUGACGAAGCAGUUAACUGGAAAACGUGAGGAUACGCUGUUGCAUACGGCAGUAAGAGAAGGAAAUCUUCCUGUCGUGGUGGAAAUCCUUAGUGGCACCGGAGAGGCCGAAUUGAAGGAAUUGUUGGCAAAGCAAAAUCAAGCUGGCGAGACAGCUCUUUAUGUUGCCGCAGAAUAUGGUUUUGUUGAUUUGGUUAGGGAGAUGAUCAAGCACUAUGAUCUUGCUGAUGCGGGAAUCAGAGCAAGAAAUAGCUUUGAUGCAUUCCACGUUGCUGCGAAACAAGGAGACUUGGAGCUAUUGAAAGUCCUAAUGGAGGCCCAUCCGGAAUUAUCCAUGACCGUGGAUGUAACAAACGCGACGGCUCUGCACACUGCUGCAGCGAAAGGGCACACUGAGGUAGUGAACCUUUUGUUGCAGGCAGGAAGUAUCCUGGCAACCAUUGCAAAAAGUAAUGGGAAAACAGCUUUGCAUUCUGCAGCUAGAAACGGGCAUUUGGAGGUUGUGAAAGGGCUUCUGGAAAAGGAGCCUGGCAUUACAAAACGGACAGAUAAGAAGGGUCAGACAGCACUGCACAUGGCAGUGAAAGGACAGAGUAGUGAGGUGGUGGAGGAGUUGAUUAAGGCAGAUCCUUCUUCUGUAAACAUUGUUGAUAAUAAGGGCAACACCGUGUUGCAUAUAGCAACCAGGAAGGGUAGAGCUCAGAUUGUAAGGAUGCUUCUUGGACACAAUGAAACAGACACAAAAGCCGUCAACAGGACUGGUGAAACUGCCAUUGACACUGCCGAGAAAACCGGCCACCCAGAUAUCGCAGCUAUUCUUCAGGAAUAUGGGGUUCAGAGCGCCAAGAAUAUCAAUCCUCAAGCACCAACAAGCACUGCUCGUGUGUUAAAACAAACCGUGAGUGACAUAAAGCACGAAGUCCACCAUCAGCUAGAGCACACCCGCCAAACCAGAAAAAGCGUUCAGGGCAUUGCCAAACGUCUCAACAAAAUGCACUCAGAAGGUCUUAACAAUGCAAUCCACUCCACAACUGUUGUGGCUGUCCUUAUUGCCACAGUCGCAUUUGCGGCCAUAUUCACAGUCCCUGGCCAAUAUGUUGAUGACCCAACAGACAUUCCUCCUGGCCUCUCCCUUGGGGAAGCAAAUAUCGCUCCAAAAGCUGCAUUCUUGAUCUUCUUGAUCUUUGAUUCCAUUGCCCUGUUCAUUUCCCUCGCAGUUGUGGUGGUGCAGACCUCAGUGGUAGUUAUAGAAAGCAAGGCAAAGAAGCAGAUGAUGGCAGUUAUCAACAAGCUAAUGUGGUUAGCUUGCGUGCUUGUUUCAGUGGCAUUCUUGGCUCUUUCAUUUGUUGUUGUGGGUGAGAGUCAAAGGUGGCUGGCAAUUGGAGUUACAAUUAUAGGAACAACCAUAAUGGCUGCUACUUUGGGUACCAUGUGUUUUUGGGUUGUCAGGCAUCGGAUUGAAGCCUCAAAUUUGAGGAGCAUUCGGAGAUCAUCAUUGGGUACCAGAUCAAGGUCCGGGUCAAUGUCAGUAAUGUCAGAUUCUGAGAUCCUUAACAAUGAAUACAAAAAAAUGUACGCAAUUUGAAACUCUCCUUACGCCAUAUAAGUUUUUAGUGCUUGGCGUAAGUGAUCUCUAUGGUUCUACAAAGUUGACAAUCUAAAAUGUAUAUCUCCUGAGAAGAUCAUGGUAGUUUUUGUUUUCUACAAAAUUUUGGUUAUUGCUGCUA